GAUGCGGUACUGCAACGGUGAUGUGAAAAUGAUGAGGCAGCUGGUGAUCUUUCUGCUCGCAGCAGUUUUAGGCAUCUGUGUGGGAGAGGAUACAUGUUCUGGCCAGACCGGGUCAAAGAUCAAACAUUGUUCUCCGUCCAAACAUCCCCUGUACAGCGUGGACUCUAUCAUAGACUGCCAUCCGGAUCCCAGUCCCACGGAGGGCACAUGCAAAAAUAGAGGAUGUAUUUGGCAAGACGGAGCUUCAAACCUGGGGCCCCCGAACUGCAGGUUCCCGGACGGGCACGGAUACCGGUUAUUUGGGGAGCCGACGGUGACCAACUCAGAGCUGGAAUUCACUCUCCAGCGAAUCAGCUCCCCGAGCCUGUUUGGAUCAGAUGUAGAAACAGUGAAGCUAAGAGUGGAAUACCAGAGUGACUACAGACUGCGUGUCCAAGUCCUCGAUCCAAACAGCAAGCGCUAUGAAGUACCUCUACCGACACACCAGCCAACAGAGGGCCCUAGUGAUGAUUCACGGCUGUACGAUGUCACUUGGGAGAAUGCUCCUCAGUUUGGUGUAAAAGUCGUGAGAAGGAAGACAGGCGCUAUCGUGUUUGACACUCGCCUGCCAGGGCUUGUUUUCGCUGACCAGUUCCUGCAAAUCUCCACUCGAUUGGCUUCGGAUAACGUGUACGGCUUUGGAGAACAUAAUCACGAAACUCUGCGCCAUGAUAUGGAUUGGAAAAGAUGGAUAAUGUUUAGCAAAGACAUAUCUGUCCAGCAUAACCAAAAUCUUUAUGGAGUUCAGCCUUUUUACACGAAUGUCGAACCCGAUGGAAGCACCAAUGGCGUUUUCUUCAAGAACAGCAAUGCAAUGGAGGUGGCUCUCCAGCCUGACCCCCACCCAGCCAUCACCUUCAGAACUAUCGGAGGCAUCUUGGACUUCUAUAUCUUCCUCGGACCUACACCGGAAAGCGUUGUUAAACAGUUCACGGAGGCUGUGGGUAGACCGGUAAUGCCCCCGUACUGGGCUCUAGGGUUCAUGCUUAGCCGAUGGGGAUACAACAGUAGCCAGGUGUUACAUCAGGUUAUCCAGAGGAACAGGGAGGCCGCUAUUCCUCUGGAUGUACAGUUUGGAGACAUAGAUUACAUGUUUGAGGAGCUGGAUUUUACAUAUGACAGAAAAACGUUUAUGGGACUACCAGAAGCUAUAGAAGACCUCCAUGACCACGGACAAAAGUUCAUUGCCAUUGUGGUAAGUUCUGUGAAUGUGAUCAAAGUAAACGGCCAUUUGAAGUUUCUGUCUGGAGUUUGUAGACUACAUGAAACGUCUGGUUUUUAUUGUCUGGAGUUUGUAGACUACAUGAAACGUCUGGGGUUUUCUUCUUGUUGGAUUCUGGCUAAGAAGAUGUUGACAGAGUGUGAGGAAGACUGCCAACCCCACGAGAGCACAGAACGGGAGAAGGCAGGCGACAAGGAAGCACCAAACUUUGACAGUCUACCCUCAAAUCCUCCUCAUAGAAAGUCUCGAAGCGCUCGCGUUGUUUUCGGAGAUCGUGGAUCGGCCACACAGAUCAAUCGUAGAGGUCACAGCGCUCAGGCGAGGACUAGCACUCGUGCGGAACUGAAUACUGGGGCGAACAUCCAAAAGCAUGCGAAAAGCCCGAUGUCAAACCGUAGAGCGGCUAGUGUACCUAAGACCGCCAGUGACGCAGGGCAUGAUAGAAGUUUAGAAAACAACGAGUCAGACUGGGCAGUCAGAGUAGUUAAACCGUUACUAACACAUAAUCAUACAGCAGGGUAUCGCCAGGCGCGUCAAGUCGAUCAGGACGUUAGUGAAAAGGCGACAGCUGUUAGACUCCCCAAGAAAAUACUACAGAAGCGUCACUCAGAACCGACCAUGCGCCCAAAGCCGGACUUUACCCGAUACGUGAAACCAAGAUCGAAUUCAGUGGGUCAUAUCUUUCAAGGAAUACCAAGAGAGGUAACACAAACUUCAGGCGAUAAAUCCACUUCUAGUGGCACAUUGAGACCGACCCCAUGGGCUGGUGGUGGACAGGCGCACAGUAGUGGAUGUUCCAACAGUUUGGACAAACCACACCAAGAUCGUUUGAUUGCAACCAAGAAAUCGAACCUUCGCAGAAAUUCCAGCCCCGGGACUAUGACAUACGUCGAAGAACGGGAGGCGACCUUGCGGUCACUAAGGGCUACGUCAUUCAGCGCGAAACAAACCAUCCUGAAGAGAGUCUCUAUUGCAAACUGUUUAAAUUUUAGAGACCUAAGGAAUAAGUCUAAGAUAUUUUCCCAAAAGGCUGUGUCUUUGAUAUCUAAUAUAACAAGCAAGAGUCCUCGAGGUGACACCGGGACUUGUUUAGUAGAGAAGACUACAGAAACUUUUCCUCUGCACAUGAUGAUGACAACGGAGGACGCAAUAUACGGUUUAGCGCAUGCACUGGAAGUGGCUCGCCGUAACCAGCAGCUGCUAGACAAGGAACGAGACAUCUGUAGCUACUCCAAACUGCCAGACCCCAGGUUUCAGCGACUCGAGCAAGCCUUAGAUCCAGCGAUUGGAUGUGAUCCUGCGAAGCUGGAUCGAGCUCGUGAGAACAGCCCUGGGUACCGACUGUACGAGGAGGGCCUGGAGAGCGGCGUGUACAUCAAACAGGCUGGCACGGAUCAGCCACUAGUCGGCAAAGUUUGGCCUGGCUUAACAGUUUUCCCAGACUUCACCAACGAGAAAACGGCAGACUGGUGGAGAAAGUGGAUACAGUAUUUCUACUAUAAGGAGAACGUCAAAUUUGAUGGUUUGUGGAUUGACAUGAACGAACCUGCCAGUUUCAUCGACGGUUCCAAAGAAGGCUGUGACAUCAACAAGUGGAACAAUCCCCCGUUUAUCCCCGGUUUGGUCGACAAGGAUGAUCAGACUAGAAAGUCUCUGUUCAAAACGAUAUGUAUGGAUUCUGAGCAGAGCUGGGGUCGCCAUUAUGACGUGCACAGUCUGUAUGCUCACAGCGAGGCGAUACAGACGUACAACGCCUUGAGAAGCUUAUUUCCCGAGAAGCGACCUCUGGUGUUGACCAGGUCUAACUACGCGGGUACGUCCCAGUAUGCCAUCCACUGGCUGGGGGAUAACACAGCCUCGUGGGAGCAACUGCGGGAAUCUAUCAUAGGUAUUCUAGAGUACAGCAUCUUUGGAUUUUCUGUAACGGGUCCGGAUAUAUGUGGUUUUUGGGAGGAAGCCUCCGAAGAGCUCUGCAUGAGAUGGAUGGAACUGGGUGCGUUUUAUCCCUUUUCAAGAAACCACAACUGCCACUUGAACAAGCACAAGGACCCGGCAGCGUACGGAUCAAAGAUGAUUUCCGUAUCCAGAAAUGCUCUGUACACCAGGUAUAAACUUCUCCCAUACCUGUACACACUGGUACAUCUGGCCAGUGUCCGCGGAUCUACGGUGGCCCGACCGCUGUUUCACGAAUUUCCCAGUGAUGAGACCACCUGGAGUAUAGACAGGCAGUUUUUGUGGGGAUCUUCCUUAAUGAUAUCACCAGCUCUUGAACAGGAUCAGCGUAUAGUACAUGCGUAUUUUCCGGAAGGCGUCUGGUUCAAUUAUUACACUGGUGAACAGACCUCAGAUUUUGCGCACCAUGUUAAACUGAACACGCCUCUUGAGCACAUCAAUCUUCAUGUUAGGGGCGGAGCUGUAAUACCGUGGCAGGAGCCUUCGGUCACCGCCUCCGCCAGCCGUACAAAUGCCUUUGGUCUACUGGUGGCCCUUGAUGUUAAGCGCGAAGCUGUCGGUUCUCUGUAUUGGGAUGAUGGCGAGUCAUAUGGUACCUACGAAGAUGGCGCAUACCUGCAGCUUGAUUUUACAGUGAAGGCAGAGGCUUUGCAGAUACAGGUAUUACAUAAUAACUACCGUGAAGCUGACAACCUUUUCCUGGAAACAGUGGACCUGUAUGGCCUGUUACUACCACCAAGAAAAGUACUUCUGAACGGCAGGGAACAACACUCAUCGGGAGUUGAAUAUUCGCCGUGCACAAAGUCCGCCAGGCUAACACAUCUUCACCUGAUGCUGACAGAAUCCCACACCGUCGAGUGGCUGUCCUUCUAGGCCGUGUUCCACCAAUGACAGCACGGGAACAUGCCCAUGGAGACCAGAACAUCACAGCUAUUCCUCUAUCUUCACCAGCAUCUUCAUAGCAUGGUGUUCAAUGCUAUUUUGGACAGCGAUAAUGGCGAACUGAAAGCAAUGCAUAAGAAUUCACAUUCCACGGGACAUUAUUAUGGUGCUCUCUGUGAGCAGAGAAUGGGGCACCACAUUUACACAGACAUUUUUUUUAUUAUUGUACAUCGGAGUCAAACACCAUAAAAACAUAGUAAUUAGCUCCUAAUUCGUUUUAUAAGAAAUAUAGAAAAAAAUAUUCAGAAUAAAGAAAGAGGAGCUUUGCUCUGUUUUGUUCUCUCCAUAGAGGCCCAUUCCAAUGAAAAUCAACUGUCCAAUUUACAUUCAGUCACUUCGAUAUGGCGUCGUCACACACGUGCUAAACUCUAACCAAAGUAUCAUCGCCAACAGGCUCCAUUUGCCUUUUACUUUCACUUUCUUGUUCUUUUCUUGACUGUUUGAAGCACAGUUAAUACCAGCUACUACUUCUCUUGCUUCCUCUCGUUCUUCAGGUUUAGGUUACCAGAGAUUUUCGGCCCCACGUCACAUGUGUAUGAAGGUGUACGUGAAGUGUCGUAAGAGUGUGUGUUGUCGUUAUCGGCUUCAAAUAAGUCAAAAAUAUUUGUGAUCUCUCUCAACAGUUAUUAUUUCGUUUAAAGAAGAAUUCAUGAAGAAUCACGGAAAUGUAAAACAAUACUGGUGUUAGCAGUACCUGUAUCACUGAGCUCCUGCGUCAGCUACAAAGCAGGUUAGGUUCAGAAUCAUAUUUGUACCAAAGCAGAAUAUAAAACCCAUUGCGUAAACCUUUUCUAAAAUAUC
Molecule: messenger RNA, 4957 nt
Organism: Liolophura sinensis
Lineage: Eukaryota; Metazoa; Mollusca; Polyplacophora; Chitonida; Chitonidae
Product: sucrase-isomaltase, intestinal-like
Exons: 24
Coding region: 2-4087 (1361 amino acids)
Biological process (GO): carbohydrate metabolic process
Molecular function (GO): alpha-1,4-glucosidase activity; carbohydrate binding
Source: RefSeq, a predicted model, not a curated record